Messenger RNA from Cynoglossus semilaevis (tongue sole), 3346 nucleotides. Its product is annotated as phosphatidylinositol 4-phosphate 5-kinase type-1 alpha-like. The record is from RefSeq and is a predicted model, not a curated record. NCBI's taxonomy places the organism in Eukaryota, Metazoa, Chordata, Actinopteri, Pleuronectiformes, Cynoglossidae. Gene Ontology annotation, biological process: phosphatidylinositol phosphate biosynthetic process. Gene Ontology annotation, molecular function: 1-phosphatidylinositol-4-phosphate 5-kinase activity. Gene Ontology annotation, cellular component: plasma membrane.
ACGUUUCUUUAUUUAAAGUAAAAUACAACUAGUAAAUGAUUUAUUCUCAGCUGUAGACUGGGCGGAGAGGCUAGGCUAAUAUUCCUUCAAAACAUGCAACUUGUAGUCAUCACUGACCUUACAUAUUAAUAGAAUAGGCUGUGUAUCAAGGAAGAUGCUGGAACUAUUGUAAACUAUCCACAGGGGGGCGCUGUGUCGCUGCUGCGUCACGAACAUCAGAAAUUAACUGUCCGCGCUGACUGUGAUGUGAACAGUCAAACCAUAAUGGCGACUGCUGGAACAGCAGACCCGGGAUCAUCAGCCCCUACAGGGACCAGCAGCAUCAGAAAAAUGGCUCCAUCAGAGAUGCCUGGCUCAAGCACAACUCAGAGUAUGAAGAAAACCAUUGGACACCGGGGUGUUGAGACCACCACCGGAGAGACCACCUAUAAAAAGACCACGUCGUCCGCCCUAAAAGGAGCAAUCCAGCUGGGCAUCACUCACACAGUUGGUAGUUUAAGUCAAAAGGCGGAGAGGGAUGUUCUGAUGCAGGACUUCGUAGUUGUUGAAAGCAUUUUCUUCCCCAGUGAAGGCAGUAAUUUGACUCCUGCCCAUCACUACAGCGACUUUCGCUUCAAGACGUACGCUCCAAUCGCCUUCCGGUACUUCAGAGAACUGUUUGGCAUCCGACCAGACGACUAUCUGUAUUCUUUAUGUAACGAGCCACUGAUUGAGCUGUCCAAUCCCGGAGCCAGUGGGUCGCUGUUCUACGUGUCCAGUGACGACGAGUUCAUCAUUAAGACUGUUCAGCACAAGGAGGCAGAGUUCCUUCAGAAACUCCUGCCGGGUUAUUUUAUGAACAUAAACCAAAACAAGCGCACUCUGCUGCCCAAGUUCUACGGACUCUACUGCGUUCAAGCAGGAGGCAAGAACAUCCGUAUCGUGGUGAUGAACAAUCUUCUUCCUCGAAUCAUCCCCAUGCACCUCAAAUACGACCUGAAGGGCUCCACCUACAAGAGGCGAGCCUCACCCAAGGAGAGGGAGAAGGCGGUACCCAUCCACAAAGACCUGGACUUCAUCCAGGACUUACCAGACGGUCUGCUGCUGGAGAUGGACAACUACAAUGCUCUGUGCAAAACCAUACAGAGGGACUGCUUGCUUCUACAGAGUUUUAAAAUCAUGGAUUACAGUCUGCUGAUGGGCAUCCACAACAUGGACCAGGCCAGUCGAGAGCGAGAGCGCGGCCUGGGUAACUUUGGGGACAGCAGUGCACUAGAGGGCGCUGUGACACCUGAUCAACGCAGACCGCAGGCCCAGAAAAGUUUGUACUGUACGGCCAUGGAGUCCAUCCAGGGGGAGGCCCGGGGGAAGGGUGCUUUAGAUUCAGAAAACCACAUGGGUGGCAUGCCUGGUAAUAAUAAAGGAGAGCGGCUGCUGAUUUACAUUGGCAUCAUUGACAUUCUGCAGUCUUAUAGGUUUAUCAAGAAGUUGGAACACUCCUGGAAGGCCCUGGUCCACGAUGGGGACACGGUUUCAGUUCACAGACCUGGUUUUUACGCAGAGCGCUUCCAGCAGUUCAUGUGUAACACGGUGUUCAAGAAAAUCCCCUUGAAACCAUCACCGUCUAAGAAGAGUCGAGGAGGAGGAGGUGGAGGAGGAGGAGGAGGAGGGGUAGGGGUAGGGGGAGGAGGUCAGGGAGGUCUCAGGAGGGCUCCCACCUUCGGAGCCCCCACUCCUCUCUCCCACACAACGGCACAGAUGGCAGGGGACUCCAGACUGGUGUACCACAGCCAUUUCAAAAGCACAGAGUCGGAGGGUGACAGCGGGGUACAACAGGGCAGACCGGACCUGGUGCCAAGGACCCCUCCACUAGAAGACAAUCCUGCUGACUUUUCUACCCCGUCAUUAGGCAGCACAGGAGUUGCUUCCAUUUCCCCUCCGCUGCGUUCUGUUGGUGUGGAAGUGCACAACGCAGCAAACACAGAGCAGGAUCAGGCUGCUGAUCACAGUUUUGAAGCUGAAGAGGCUGCAAAUAAUUCUGGAACUCUUUCGGGUAAUGAAGACGUCGUUUCUCUCUCAGACAUCGUCCCAGAGACAAACAUCUGCUUUUAGAGGCCAGUGUGAUCUGAGGACGACGUGUUCCUGUUCCAGCUGAGGUGGAGGCAAGUAAGAACAAAGAGAAGGAAAGAUGUCACCAACGACGCCUCACUCUCCACACCCGCUGGUUUCUCACCCAAACCCACAGUGUCCAGAGGGGGCAGCAGUUACUGGAGCCGCAGUGGGUAAAGCAUUUCAGAUGAAAACAGCUGUGGUUGGUGCUCACUCGGCCCUUCUCUUCACUGUGGGGUCACAUCUUGUCACUUACGCCCUUCUACACUUUCUCCAUGGAUUCCCUGUGCCCACUUUUCACAGCAUGAAUAGACGUGAGGGGGCACAGCGGGCACUCCAGAGCACAGGAAGCAGUUUGUCGUACUGUAUGGAUCAACACAUCCCCAUGGCCGUGCACAGUGAGAUAUGCUUUGACAUUUCUGUGGCUCUAGUGUUGCUUCCACCACAUCGCACCACAAAUUUCCCCUCUGCACCCUCGUCAUCAGUGGGAACUCUGGGUGAUCGGCGGUCACAUGGGUCAAUGGGAUCCUGCUGCUGCUGUUGUUGACUUGUUGCAAUCAUUGACACGUUUCUCUCACCGACCGUAGUUUGUACAGUCUUCUUCUUUUACGGUCAGACUCUGGAAGACGCCGACCGUCUUUUCAACUCACAGCGAUGAGCGAUCUGUCCUUCUGCUGGAAGUCACGGUGCUGCGAAGGUCCACGGAGAUCUUGCUGCUGCUGCUGAAUGUACUCUAGUGUUUUAUGACGUGGAGUGUGUCUUACUGAUAUGGCAGACCAGCCUGAACCACCACCCCCUCUUCUCACCCCCGUCCGAUGUGCGACUGAGUAGAGAGAAAGGCAUGUAACGAGAGCGUCAACAGCUCCGUUGUCAAGGAUGUUGUUAGUUGUUAGAGGCAGGCGUGGGUUAAUGAGAGGCCACAGCUGUUAAUGCAUUAUUAUAACAGCUGCACCUAAUGAAUAAUAAUAAAACAAAGAAUUAUUUUAUUGUGUAUUAACAGCUAAUACAAUUUUUAAAUCUGGUUUCUCCACAGAGGAGCUGUUGAUUAAUCUCAGUAAAUCAUGGUUAGUUGAGCUAAAUCCACAUUCCAAAAUAUAAAUAAUAAAAAAAAUGUGUAUCACAAUACAGGGGCGAAGAUACGUUAAGUUGCGAAAUACUGUGAUGUUGUAGGCACAGUGAUGUAUUGAGGUUUUUUUUUUUUAAAUCUAUUUUAAUCGUAGGAAAACUGUCAGCAUAGUUUUUAGCCCUAAAAAUGACA